Molecule: messenger RNA, 8207 nt
Organism: Peromyscus californicus insignis
Lineage: Eukaryota; Metazoa; Chordata; Mammalia; Rodentia; Cricetidae
Gene: Tcfl5
Product: transcription factor like 5
Exons: 6
Coding region: 1-1407 (468 amino acids)
Biological process (GO): regulation of DNA-templated transcription; spermatogenesis
Cellular component (GO): nucleus
Molecular function (GO): protein dimerization activity; RNA polymerase II cis-regulatory region sequence-specific DNA binding; DNA-binding transcription factor activity, RNA polymerase II-specific
Source: RefSeq, a predicted model, not a curated record
AUGUCGGGCCCCGGGCCGCGGGAGCCGCCGCCUGAGGCAGGCGCGACGGGCGGCGAGGCGGGCCCCGAGGGCGCGGGCGGCGGGGACGCGGCGCUGGGCGAGCCGGGACUGAGCUUCACGACCACCGACCUGAGUCUGGUGGAGAUGACGGAAGUGGAGUACACGCAGCUGCAGCACAUCCUCUACUCGCACAUGGAGGCGGCGGACGGCGAGCUCGAGGCACGCCUGGGCUCCGCGCUGCUGGCCGGCCCGGGCGCGGGCUCGGGCGCGGCGGGCUCGCUGGCGCCGGCGCCGCCUGUGUACCCAGUGCUGUGCCCGCCGCUGGCGGCCGACGCGCCGUGUCUGGGCCACGUCGACUUCCAGGAGCUGCGUAUGAUGCUGCUGGGCGAGGCGGGCGCAGCCGAGAAGACGCCUGGCGGCGCGGACGGGACGCGGACGCGGGCGGACGGCGCGGCCAAGGAGGGCGCGGGCGGCGCGGGGCCCGACGGCGCGCCCGAGGCCCGGGCCAAGCCGACCGUACGCGUCCGCCUGGAGGACCGCUUCAACAGCAUGCCGGCCGAGCCGCCUGCGCCUCGCGGUGCUGAGCCUGGCGAGUCGGGCGUGGCGCUCAACAAUUUGGUAACUCUUAUUCGACAUCCAUCUGAAUUAAUGAAUGUUCCUCUUCACCAGCAACAAAACAAAUGUACGACCUUAGUGAAAAAUAAAACUGCUGCUGCCACUACUGCUUUGCAGUUCACCUACCCACUGUUUACAAGUGCCUGUUCCACUGGUGGGAAUGCCAGCCUUGCACAGACACAGAGUUCUAGUAACUCAUGUUCUAUACUGGAAGCUGCCAAGCACCAGGAUAUUGGACUGCCUAGAGCAUUUUCUUUCUGUUACCAGCAAGAGAUUGAGUCCACCAAACAGACAGGAGGUAGUAGAAACAAAGCCUUGCCAGAGCAGGUUUGGAUUAAGGUGGGAGAAGCGCUAUGUAAACAAGCAAUCAAUAAGAGGAAUCGGAGUAGAAUCCGCCAGUUGGACACAAGUGUGGAGCGAAGAGCCCUUGGAGAGAUUCAGAAUAUGGGCGAAGGUUCUACAGCUUCACAGGGUACCUGGCAGUCUUCUGAGUCCUCACAGUCAAACCUGGGGGAGCAGACGCAGAGUGGACCCCAGGGAGGAAGGUCUCAGCGUCGGGAGAGGCAUAACCGAAUGGAAAGAGAUAGAAGGCGCAGAAUCCGCAUUUGCUGUGAUGAGCUGAAUCUUUUAGUUCCAUUCUGCAAUGCGGAGACAGAUAAAGCAACAACCCUUCAGUGGACCACAGCAUUCCUGAAGUACAUUCAGGAAAGACAUGGGGAUUCCCUUAAAAAGAGCCCAGCAGGAGUGUGCUGGAGAAUGGGUUCAGAUGGUACAGGAGACCUGGAGCCUUGACAAGGGCCCCGUGAGAGGCCUGCCAGUGACGCAGCCACACUGAACUGGACCUUGCAAUCUUUGUCUUUGUCCCUUUCUAUCAUCUGUGCCUGAGUGGUGUUUCCAUCUGUAUAAUGCAGCCUUGUGAGCGAUUUUUAAGUCCACCUGGAGCACACUUAGAGUACUGCUGCUUACUCUAAUUGGAUCUCUAUGGUUGUUGGUAACAUUGUUUGCUAGAAUAGACUGCUGGUCUGUCUUAAAAUAAAGCUUUACUGUUUGUUAAAAAGAUUUAGUCUUUGGCUUUGUGUACCUAUUUGUGGUAAAUUGUUGAUUUAAUCCAGUCCAAAAAAGUGUUUAUAAUUUUUGAAAUAAAAUCUUAAGAAUAUACUCAAAAGAUCAGGCUUUUAAAACUAAGGAUUUUCUUAUCUUUUUAAGAUUACAAUAUAAUUGCAUGAUUUCCCCCUUACCUUUCCUUCCAAACCCUCCUCCUAUAUAUCCCUCCUUGCUCUCUUUCAAAUUCAUGGCCUCUUUUUUUAUUCAUUGUUACAUGCAUAUCAGUAUAUAUGUGUGUGUGAUACAUAAAUUUCUAAGUAUAUAAGUUGCUUAAUCUGUAUAAUGUUAUUUGUAUAUAUGUUUUUAGGGCUGGCCAUUUGGUAUUGGAUAACCAAUUGAUAUCCUCUUCCCUGAGAAGACUAUUAUAUUUCUAGGCUAUUUUUGAAAUUUUGUCUCACUGAACUUGUAGAUGAUUUCUGGAUCAGAUUAUUGGGCCAUCAUUGGUGUGAACAUACUCAGGCUUGAUUGUUUCCAUAAUAACUUUCCCCUUCUUAUUUGCAUGUAUAUUCUUGUUCUUUAGGAUUCAGUAAUGAGAGUUUUAAGUGUUUUUUUCCCCCAAGUUUUAUUAGUACCCAUUUUGCUCAGAUCUUUCCUAAUGUAACAGGCACCUACUCCAGAUUCUAGGGACCUGGUGGAGAUAAUAGCCCCCGCUGGUUCAGAAGGAGACGGGAAACAACAGUGAGUGGCAGUCAGAUUCUGCCGUAGAGUAGAAGCCCCUCUAGGGCCAGUAGGACUGCAGAGGAGCUUUGGAUUUGAGUCAGGAUGUACAGAGGCUGGGGAAAGGGAAAGGGAGUUGCAGUUGCAAAGAUUUUUCAAGUGGAGGUGCUGAAUGUCAUGGCUGAGGAGAGCAGUGUCUACAGCCUCACUUGUAGGGUUGAAGGGGGCACAGGAUUGUCAAUCCAGAGUGCAGUGAUUCUGGGGUCUUCCUAAGAACCAGAACCCCUGAACAGAUUUUGGCAGAGAGAUACAUGGUCAGAGUACAUUUUAUAUUCAUUACUUGAUAUUGGCGAGCUGGUAGGAGGCUGCAGCUAUAGCUCUGGAAACAGACUCAGCCAAAAGGUCGAGAAUGGCCCCCAACUCAGCAUUGCUGUGGUAUACUGAGUGUGGGACACAAUGGAAAGGUGUAGGGAUGGCUUGCAGCCCAUCUUUGACUGGACAUGCUGUACUUUUGGGUCUGGCCAGCUCCUAAUGGAGAUGCAGAGGUGUUGGCAGAUGAAAGUAUGAUAUUAGGUAGAUGACUACUGCAUGACAGUGUUCUAACAAGCAUGUGUAGAACCAUGAAUACCUGUGUGCCCAUCACCUAACCCCUCAGUUGAUGUGCUAUUACUUCAUUUUUAAUUUUAUGUGUAGGAGUGUUUUGCCUGCAUGUAUGUCUGUAAACCAUUUGUAAGCAUGGUGCCAUGGAGGCCAGAAGAGGGCGUUGGAUCCCCUGGAGCUGGAGUUAAUACGGUUGGGACCAGCCAUGUUGGUGCUAAAAAUUGAACCUGGGUCCUCUGGAAGAGCAGCCAGUGCUCUUAACCACUGAGUCACACACACACACACACACACACACACACACACACACACACACACACACACCGCCCACCCACACAUGAACAAUUACAGGUUUGGAUCUUCAUCUAGAAAGGUUUCUACAGAGGCCUCACAAAACUGGUGGCAAUGUCUAAUACCCAGUCUAAUACCACAUUUCUGUAAGGAUUCUUUUAGGUUGUUCAAGACAGGGUUUCUCUGUGUAACCCUGGCUGUCCUGGAACUCACUCUGUAGACCAGGCUGGCCUCAAACUCAGAGAUAUGCCUGUCUCUGCUUCCUGAGUGCUGGGAUCAAAGGUGUGUGCAUUGGUCUUUUGCCUGAAUGUAUAUCUGUGAGAGGGUGCCAGAUCCCUUGGACCUGAAGCUACAGUUGUACACUGCCAUGUGGGUGCUGAGCAUUGAACCCCAGUCGUCUCUGCCAGUGCUCUUAAUUGCUGAGCUAGCUCUCCAGCCCCUCUGCAAGGAUUCUUCCAGUGACCUCUGUUGAAGUUUUUAGUUGUUUGGUUUUUUUAUUUUUGUUUUUGUUUUUUGUUUUUUGAGGACAAGAUUUCUCUGUGUAUCCCUGGCUGUCCUGGAACUUGCUUUGUAGACCAGGCUGGCCUCAAACUCAGAGAUCUGCCUGCCUCUACCUCCCAAAUGCUGGGAUUAAAGGUGUGCACCAUCACUGCCUGGCUUAGAGUUUUUGUUUUGUUCAUCCUGUUUCUCCCUCACUAUUCAACCAUGACUUAUGAACUGUAUUUCAUUCUGCCCUUCAGUCUAAGCGACUAAAAUCCCAUCAUCCUUGUUUAUAGUGGCAUUGAGGUUUGAAGAGAUCUGGCCAGUGGUCUGAAAUGUCCCCUUCUUGAUUUGGGUUACUGGUGGUGAUUUUUUUAGUUAUAAAGUAAUUUCAGACGUAAAUAUCACAAGAACCCAUCUAGGCUUGCUCAGUGUCCAGGUUGCUUGUGUGUCUGAGUGAUCUGUUAGAAUUAUGGAUGCCAUCUUAUACCUUAGUUCUCCAUUGUUUGCCUUUUGUAGUCUUACAUAAGCAGAACACUGUGGUCAAGAUUAGCAUGUGGAGCAUUGGUGGGCACUGGUACCUAGCACUGUUAAUGUUUACAUUUUGUUCCUUGUCCUAAUAAUGCCCACCUCCACAGCUGUUUCCCUGGUUGGGAUCUAGUCCAGGGCCACUGGUAGGUAACAUUUUAUUGUGGUGUGAAAGGCUAUUAGGGAUCUGUGGCUAUGAACCUCAGCAAGGUAUUCAAGGCUGCUGAGCCCCACUGCCAUCACAUGGCUCAUCUGCUUUGCCUUCCUCUUGUCACCAAGGGAGGGGUCCUCUUUGCUAUGAAGUCAUACCUUCACUUGGUUAUUCCCAGACCCUGUCCUGACACACAGGUCCUGAACCCAAGCAUUUUCCCCUAAUUUAAUGAAAACCGAUGCUAUUUUUCCUAGUGUUCUAGGGAACUCUUUAGGUCCGUUGCCCCCUGCUGGCAUUGCCUUGUUCUUUGCCCUCCUUACUGAUAGCUUAAAACCACCUAUGUGCCCCCUCUAAACCUCACCCUUCUCUGAGGCCUCCUCCUAGAAGCCAGAGAGGGGUCCAGGGGGCCCUGAAGACAUUCCUUGGCUUUCUGCACAGGCUUCUAGGACAUCACCCUCCUGGGGGUCCACUCCUGAGUCUGUCUUUUCCUUAGCUUUUUAAUUAUGAACCGUCCCUAGCUUAAUCUGGGAGCCUGGACCUGAGCAGCCAAGGCAGGUAAAAUGUCUGCCCUUUGCUGUGCAGUGUCCACUGUUUGGGUAGACAGUGGUGUGCCUUCCUGAGUCUAGAGCCCCUCCAUCAUCCUUUCUAGCCUAGACUCAACCUUUUGCUCUCAGGGUAGAGAAGAUGCCCCUUGCAGAGACUGCACCCAGGCUUUUUGAGUACCAUCUUCCUUGCAGAGGUUCUGAGGCCCUCAUGGCAAGACUCUUGAGGGUCUAUGCCUACCAUUGACAGCUGGCAGCCCCUGGCCUGUUUGCCUUCUAGUACUGCUGUGUCCCAUGCUCUGAUAUGCAUAAACCAGAAGUGGUAUUGUGUAUAUGAUGGAGAAUGUGGUCCAUUAAACUUCAUCCUUUAUGAUCUCAUCCAAGUACAGCCCCUGCUGCAAAACAGACCCAAACCAGGUAAGUGUCAUUUAUGCAGCUUGUGGGGUGGCCCUGCCUGGGUGCACUGGGGAGCUGAACUCUCUCUACCACUGACUUCACCAGAUGCUGAGGUCCAAUGUGGAACUGAUACAGCAGGUAAUAAACACAGCUUCCCAGAGAAGAAAAGACUGUCACUAGCACUGGAUGGGCUCUGCAGUGUGGAUGAAGAACCCAGCAGCUAGAGCUUUUGCUGAGGCUGGUAUAGUGUCAUUGCCACAGCACAGCCUGUGUUCAAGGUCAGGGUUGGGACAUGGAGCUUGAUGACUACAAGUUUCUAAAUGUCCUCAUAAGAGCAUGGUUGGCACAGAUGGAGCAGUAGGAAGCCAAGAGAUAGAGUCAUACUUCUCAAAUACUCUCGAAUUCUCAGGAAACUGCUGUUACAGGAUUUUUUUUCCCUCUCUAGAACAUGCCACCAGAAGUACCUAUUGGCCACCCAGCAAGUACCUAUAACUUAUAUGUCACUAAGUGGCCAAAAUUAUGCAGUGCUCUGUUCUAAGAAUAAAGUGUCUUACACAAAAUAACCCUGUACUCCUUGUCAUGCUCUGUGCCUGCCUUGCCCAUGGACUAUUCUGGGUCCCUCCUUGCUGAGGGCUGUGCUCCAGCUUCCUUGAUUUAUUCUGUAUGCAUUAAUAUUUUUUGUCAAAGUUUGCUUUUUAUUAAUUAAAUACCCAUCCUUCCCAAAUUAAAAAUUUAUAUUCUUUAGUCUCUUCCUAACGAGUGCAUUUAAAGCAAACAUUUCUUUUUUUCUUUGUAUUAGGGUUAGGAAACAAGACCUCAUAGCUCAUGUAGCCCAGGCUGGCCUCAGACUCUGUGUAGCUGAGGUUGACCUUGAACUUCUGGUCUUCCUGCCUUUUCUUCUCAAGUGCCAGAAUUACAGGCAGUUUAUGCUGGGGAUUGGACCCAGGGCAUGAGUACCUCUCAACUCCACCUUCCUCUCAGGUCUACUCCCAGAAGCAUUUAGUUACUGCUCUCAUACUGUUCAGCCAGAGAUGGGCCCAGGCAGGCCCUCAAGACAUCCCUUGGCUUUCUGCACUGGUUUCUAGGACAUCACCCUCUUGGGGCCAAGGAUGUGACUCAGUGGUAGAGCAUUUGUAAGGCCCUGGGUUUGAUCUCCAAUGCUGGAAAACAAAAACAAGACAAUGAGAUACCACUUCAAUAUCAAUCAAAUAUCAGGAGAACAAAACAAAAUCUGAAAAUAACCAGAGUUAGGAAAGAUCUGGAGGAAUUCUAACCCUUGUGUGAGCUUUGAUGAUGAAAUGUGAAGUAGUGCAGCUACUGUGGAGAACAGUAUGGUUCUCUGAACAGAACUGCCAAAAGACCCAGCAAUUCUACACAGUGUAAAUCCAGGAGAUUGAAAACAAGAAUCAAACUGACAUUUGUCUCUGAGCAUUCACAGCAGCAGUGCUUAUCAACAGAGAGUGGACAAGCAGAAUGUUUUGUGGACACCCAUGGCAAUGUUCAGCCAUGAGAAGGAUUGACCGUCUGGCACCUGCUGUACGGACACUCCUUGACAAACUGGGUGAGAUCAGCUAGUCACCAAUGUGAGGUCCCUGGAUAGAUCUGACUCAGUGAUGGAAACUUACUGGUGUGUGUCAGGGCAGGCAAUGGGAUGCCAUGGUUAAUGAGGACAGAGUUUCUGUUUGGAAUGAUAAGAGACAUUUUGGAAGAAGCUUCUGGUGAUGGACACUGUACUGUGUUCUUAAUGCCUUGGAAUUGUAAACUUGCAAGUGGUGAAAACACCAAAUUUUACUAUACAUAUUUACCAAAGCAGGAACAUACAAACCUAGAUUUAUGAGUCUAGAACACUAUACAUAAAAAAAGAAAAAAAUUUCUAAACAUGAACAGAAACAAUAGAACAGUGAAGGCCCACAUCCAUGAACCCAGCCUCCUCCCACUUUAGUGAGUUAGAGCACUUCCUGCUAUUUUCUUUCAUUUGUAGACAGCUAUUCCGAUGUCUGCCUCUGCACUCAUUUGUGUAUUUGAAUUGAAAUCCAAAUACUGGUCCCUUUCCUCUCAGGGUCACUUAAUCUUGUAGGAAUUCCCACAUUCUGCAUUUCACAAAUUCAUAGAAAUGGUUAAUUACUUAUUUCCUGCAUCUUCUAGGCUAGUCUUCUUGAGUGUCUCCCCCACCCUCCCAAUACUUGGGCCAUCAGACUUGGUGUAGCUAUCUGGUGACAUUGAGGCCAACCCUGUGUUUAGGGGGCCAGCCUUGUGGAGACUUUAGACCUAAGGCCUUUUAAAAGGCAGGGGAAGCCGGGUGAAUAAGCAGAGACUAGCAGCCUUGCAGGGAGUUGCUCUUGGUCUCACUGUGUGCAGGGACUGUACCUAGUCCUUGGCUGACCAAGGAUCCUCAGCAGUGUGUGUGAAGGGACAGCCACCGACCUGGAUACAAAUGAUGAAAAUGGUAUAUUUUAUGUUUUUUAACCAUAAAAAUGGCCAUUUUGGCAUAUACUCAGACACUGAGAAUUUAUUGGAAACUCUUUUAAAAAAAUACAGUAUAACCGCUAUUGAGGGAAAUUUUUUUUUCCUGUUUUCUCACAUACCUCCUUACCAAGGUGUGACAUUUGUGAUACCUUAGCUCAUACUUUGAGAUACUUUACAUGGCUCCUAAUUUCAGCCUCUUGUGCUUUUGAAACUAGCAGCGUUCACAUCUUUGAACUCAGUGCAUUAAUGAUCACUUCUUGACUUUAGGAAUUUGAGAGCGUGUUUUGCGGUAAGACUGGCAGAAGGCUAAAGCUGACCAGACCCGAAUCCCUGGUGACCUGCCCUGCACAGGGCAGUCUGCAGAGCAGCCCCGCCAUGGA